GAUAACUAGUCGUCACCGACUUUAUAGAUGCUGCGUGGGACUCGCAACCCCCUCUCUUCGUAGUGAAAAGAGCGGAAGCGAGCGUCUAGGGUUUAGGCCGCUGCACCAGCUCUCCUCCGCUCUUCUCCGGAGGGGUGAAAUCGAAGCUUAGAACCCUAAACGGGGGAAUCUUCGUGCUACGAAACCCUAGGUUUCGCGAUUAGGGCUUGACCUUCGCAUUAGACCUACAUCAUGCCCCCGAAGGCCGCCAAAUCGAAGGAGGCCGUGACCGAGCGCUCGAUCCUCGGCCGAUUCUCGUCCCACCUCAAGAUCGGAAUCGUUGGCUUACCGAAUGUUGGGAAAUCAACUCUGUUUAACACGCUCACCAAGCUUUCGAUUCCGGCGGAGAACUUCCCAUUCUGCACCAUAGAGCCCAAUGAGGCACGGGUUAAUGUACCGGAUGAGCGGUUUGACUGGCUUUGUCAACUAUACAAGCCAAAGAGCGAGGUUUCAGCUUUUCUAGAGAUACAUGACAUAGCUGGACUUGUAAGAGGGGCUCAUGAGGGACAAGGCUUGGGCAACAACUUUUUAUCCCAUAUCCGUGCAGUUGAUGGAAUCUUUCAUGUCUUAAGAGCCUUUGAAGAUCAAGAAAUCAUUCAUGUCGACGACUCUGUGGAUCCUGUUAGAGAUUUAGAGACCAUUGGUGAAGAGCUACGGCUUAAGGAUUUAGAGUUCAUGGAUAGGAGGUUGGAGGAUCUUGAGAAGUCAAUGAAAAGGAGCAAUGACAAGCAGCUUAAAAUUGAACAUGAAUUGUGUGAGAGGGUCAAAGCAUGGUUACACGAGGGAAAAGAUGUUCGUUUAGGUGACUGGAAAGCUGCUGAUGUUGAGAUCCUGAACACUUUCCAGUUACUUACCGCCAAGCCAGUCGUAUAUUUGGUUAAUAUGAAUGAGAGGGACUAUCAAAGGAAAAAGAACAAAUUUCUACCGAAGAUACAUGCUUGGGUUCAGGAGCAUGGUGGAGAGCCUAUCAUUCCUUUCAGCUGCGUUUUGGAAAAGAAACUAGUCGAUAUGCCCGAGGAUGAAGCUGCUAAAUACUGUGAAGAAAACAAGUUGCAGAGUGCUAUCCCGAAGAUCAUUAAGACAGGUUUUGCAGCAAUCAAUCUCAUUUACUUUUUCACUGCUGGUCCAGAUGAGGUGAAAUGUUGGCAGAUCAGACGGCAAACCAAGGCCCCUCAAGCUGCGGGUGCUAUUCAUACUGAUUUUGAAAAAGGUUUCAUAUGUGCUGAGGUAAUGAAGUUUGAAGACCUAAAGGAUCUGGGCAGUGAAGCAGCAGUUAAGGCUGCUGGAAAGUAUAGACAGGAAGGGAAGACUUACAUAGUUCAGGACGGAGACAUUAUUUUCUUCAAAUUUAAUGUAUCUGGGGGCGGGAAGAAGUGAUUUUCUCUAUAAAGGCGAAAACCCUAAAUAGGAAGUUACUCGACUUACGACUUUUGUUGUCGUAAUCUUAAUUAUAUUCUUUUGAGAUUACUGAGUCAGCAAACGAAGAGUGAUAAUGUACUUGGAUUGUUCAGUGUGAUGAUGUUCUUACGCGAAGCUUGAAACUUGUAAUAACACCAAAUAUGCAGCAAAUUUUGUUUCUGGUUUGCAGCUUUAUUUAAUCCUGUACUUGCUUGGAACAUAUAGAGUGUUGUGAUUAACUGCGAAAUUUUAGUGAACGAAUGCCAAACGUGAAGAUAUUUUCAUGA
Molecule: messenger RNA, 1724 nt
Organism: Ananas comosus (pineapple)
Lineage: Eukaryota; Viridiplantae; Streptophyta; Magnoliopsida; Poales; Bromeliaceae
Product: obg-like ATPase 1
Exons: 12
Coding region: 232-1416 (394 amino acids)
Cellular component (GO): cytoplasm
Molecular function (GO): GTP binding; ATP binding; ATP hydrolysis activity
Source: RefSeq, a predicted model, not a curated record